Leptopilina heterotoma is the source of this 2483-nucleotide messenger RNA. Its product is annotated as F-box only protein 32. Gene Ontology annotation, cellular component: cytoplasm; SCF ubiquitin ligase complex; nucleus. Gene Ontology annotation, biological process: protein ubiquitination. The record is from RefSeq and is a predicted model, not a curated record. Lineage: Eukaryota; Metazoa; Arthropoda; Insecta; Hymenoptera; Figitidae. The transcript has 7 exons. Bases 460 to 1494 code for a protein of 344 amino acids. Gene Ontology annotation, molecular function: protein binding.
AUCGUCGAUAGAGAAGAAAAUUGUGAAGAAAAAUAAGAAGAUAUUGGAUAAAUCGUGUGUAGAUGGCAGAAAAGACACUCUUUCGCUUUUCAACACACACAAGAGAGAGAAAAAGAAAAAAAAACUGAUUCAGUCUGAAAGGGGGAUGGCAACAGCAGUAGACUCACUGGGAACACAGCUGAUGUUGAAGAGUGACGUCAGUUAAACAAAGCCAUGCGCGGUUGAUGGUGGAUCUGUGUGGCUGUCGGAGGCACAUUAGCGAGAGGUUUCGAGCAUUUGAGUAUCGGGCUGUCAAAUACUCGGCUUCCGCGAAACGGCCUUAAACAGUUCCCAAUUACGGUUGUGUUAUCAACUGCUCGCGUUUUCCUUUACAAGGAAUAAACGCAAUAAAGCAGUGACAACUCACCGUUUAAUUUUUUCUUUUCAUUUUUAUAAACGACGCGCGCGUAGGAAGGAGAAAUGCCGUUCAUCUCGAAAGAUUGGCGUAGUCCAGGCGAGGAAUGGGUGAAAACUGUUGAAGGCUGGGAAAAAAAGAAGAUCCUGGAAUGCGCCAAUAAUAAAACACUUUCGCUUUUAAUGCGUGGGGAAAAGGAAGGUGAAAAAAAGGAGAAGGAAAAGGAGAAGAAGAAAGAAAAUGCCGUCCAGCCGCACUGUCACAUCACUCUGAAAUGCACCCGAGAGAUUGCAGGUUUCAAUGGUUUGAGUGACGCCUUGAAGAGACUCGAUUUCUUAUCAGCUGUUCAUGACUGUCGUCGCUUCAAUUAUAUCGUCAGACUCUUAGAUUUGCUUGUGAGCCACAGGAUGGGAGGGCUUAGCGGAUGUGCCCAACGUGUUCUUUUUAACAUGCUCGAGGAAGUUGCAUUAGAAGUGUCCUUAUCGCAACAACAAACUGGAAAAUUAAGACGACUUAUAGAGAGGGUUCGAGCCUUCAGCGCUGGUUGCUGUUGGGGAGGCAGAGCUCUGGGUUCAGUCAUUUUGUGGGAGAAACAUAAAGCAGCUCUCGAGCGAAUUUUGCAUAUCGCCUCGUCGAUUACUAUUACACAGCCCGACGAGGAGCAACAUCCACAAUGGUCCGAUUUACCAGCAGAAUGUCGACGAGAAGUGCUACUUAGAUUAAGUGAUCCACGCGACAUUGAAGCAUCAUCCGAGGCUUGCGAACAUCUCGCUGUCCUUGCUCAGGAGCAAAGAAUUUGGCGUGAACUCGCUCAGUAUCAUUUUACGCCACAGCAAAUAGCAACAACUCGACAAAAAAAUCCCGGUCAAGACUGGAAGACUUUAUUUACGAUUGCCCGAAAGUCUUUUGGUCUUCGAGAGGAAUAUGCAGAAAUGAUUCAAUUAUGUCGUAACUGCCGUUGUUUAUUUUGGCGAUCAUUGGGCCAUCCAUGCAUCGCCGAUCAAGAUCCGGCCUUUCAAGAGAAAUUAGCUGACGUUGAUCAAACCACACUCCACGUUCCGAUUCCACCACAAACUUUCUUAAAGUUCUUUUCGCUGUGAACAAUUUAAUUUUCAAAUGCUUUUUGUUUAAAACAUUGAGCAGAAACAAUUACACAUCAGAAAAUAAAAGAGAGAAAGAAAGAAAGUAUGAAUGAUUGAUUGAAUCGUAUUAUAGAAACUGCCGAUGAAUGAUUCACUUUUAAAUUAUUCUCAGUAAAAUUCUAGACAAAUUGUUAUAAUUGUACUCGUUCCAAGAAUCAAAGAAAAAAUAUAUAUUGAAUUAUAUAUUUUUUUCUGUCGGCAGUGAAUUUAAAUUUUUCGCGUGUGACUCCUAGUCUGCUUUAUCUUUAUCGUGACUCGUCCAAAAGAAAAGAAAGAAAGAAACUAUAUUACGCUUUUUGGAGAAAAAUUCAAUUUAAAGCGUACACGAGAAUUUCGCCUAAUAUUGUGAUUAGAAUUCACGAAAAGAGAAGAAUACUUUCAUCGAGAGGGAGAUAGAGUGUAUUUAAAGGUGUAUUUAGAGGAAUGAUCCUGUUUUGUAAAUUAUCGGCAAAGAUUCCUGCCAUUAAAGAGCGAGAUCUUUAUCAUUGGAAGGAGAGAAAGAGAGAAAGAGAAAUAAUUAUAAAUCUUCUAUCUUGUACUUAAUAUCCAGAUUAAAUGUUAGAAAAGUAUCGAGUAUGAAUUCUGAAUUAAUCGAUUAGCAAAUUGAUCUCGAAAUCAAGUUCGUAUUUUCUUCUCGAGUAAGUUAGGCCUGCAAAGACAGUGACAUUACUUCUUUUUAUUUACUGCUCUUGUACAUUGCUUCCUUGUGGAAGUAUCGAUUUUGUUUCUCUAUUUCCGAUCGUCUUGUUUUGGUGCUUGCAAUAUUUUUGUAAAUUUUAGCAUCGAUUUUCGUUAGUGAAGAUCACAACGUCUAUAAUCAACUUCUUCUUUUUCAAAUUAAAUUAAAUUUUUGAAAAUUUAAUUUUCAAAAUAAAAUUCCAAAUAAAAAUACAGUUAAUUAAGAAAUUAAUUAAAAAUGAAAAUGUAAUUAGGAAUAAAGAAGUCAA